Molecule: messenger RNA, 1645 nt
Organism: Trichobilharzia szidati
Lineage: Eukaryota; Metazoa; Platyhelminthes; Trematoda; Strigeidida; Schistosomatidae
Source: the annotation of a GenBank genome assembly
AGUGAAUGUACACGACCCAUCAUUGAAACGCGUUAUUUUAAAAAAUUUAUACAUUUCUAAGAUAAUACGUUACUGUUUCACCAAAAAAUGAAGGGUUGUGUACAGUGCUUGAGAGUGAUAUUAGUUGUCUUCAAUUUCCUUGUAGUGCUCAUUGGUUUAGCAGUUCUCGGCUUCUCAGUAUACAUUUAUUUGGAACCGGAAGCUCAAGACAUUAUAUUAGCAUCAGGACAACAGCAUGUAGUACAAAUAAUGUUAUACGCUUUAAUGGGGAUCGGUGGAAUUACACUAGUUAUCGCCUUGUUCGGUUGUUGUGGUGCAUAUCAUGAAUCACAAUGUCUACUGGGAACCUACUUCACAAUACUUAUUGUGAUAUUUGCAACUCAAGUGACCGGAGCUACAUUGGGUUACAUAUACAGAGAAGAGAUUAUGAAAUAUGUAGAUGAUCGUAUGAGAGAGGGUAUUGAAGAGUAUUCAAUGUUACGUGAUCAACGUGAGAAUCCUAUACCGUUUAUGGAUUCAAUUCAACGUAUGUUACGUUGCUGUGGUGUUAACGGUUACGAAGACUAUCGUGAAAGUAUACCUAUCGCCUGUUGUGAUCAUCAUGUUAGCAAUUGUCUGAAUGUGUUACUGUCACCUGAAGAAGUGUAUAAAGAGGGUUGCAAAGAUAAAUACAAGGCAAUGUUAAAAGAUAAACUGGUGAUUAUAUUCCUUGCAACUGUUUCCAUCGCAGCUUUUGAAAUAUUCUGUCUCCUAUUUUCAAUGGUCAUGUGCUGCACAAUACGACAAUACCACUCAGAUUAUUAUGGCGUUAACUACUCGAUCGGUACUUGAUUCUGUUAACGUUAAACAGCCUAGAUAAAUAGAAGUUAGAAAAUUUCCUGGUGCUUUUCAUCAUUUUUGUUUUACUGCUUGUGUUUCUUUUUUGUUUGUUUACCUGAUGAUGAAACAUUGAAUUUUUUAUAUUUUGCUCCAUUCAUCCUGUUGUAUUUUCGCCUGUUCUCUGUUUGUGUGCGUGUGUGCGUGUAAGCGCGCGUUGUUCAUAUAUUAAUUAAUAAUUCGUCAACUUAAUCAAAUGUCAUUCUGAGAUUGAAUUUCCCGCCAAAAAAAACGUAACACUCUCAGUAACAAUUAAAACAAACAAACAACAACUGUUAAUUCAAUCAUCUCGUGUUUUUUUCUGCUUAUGGUGAUAUUUUAAUAAAGUUUUAAAAUAUUUUUUACUAUAAUGCAACAAUCGUAUACUCAAUGAAAAACAAAAAUAAUCUAAUCAUGAUUAUUGUUAUUAUCGAAAUUAAUUUACCGAGUAAACGGUCAUCGUCAACAGCAUUGCUUUACCAAGUCUGUCUUACUCCUAAUCCCUUUGUUAUGCUUUAUUUACGAAAAAAAGAAGAAAAAAAAAAGUAGUGAAGUGAACUCAACUAUUUCAUCAGUUCUCCUCUUUGAUCGACUACUGACUGACUAACCUUCAGUGCAUCAAAUUAUCUUUUUUUCUAUUGUAACAGGUUGAACAGUCAAUAGGGUAUCAUUACUUUUAUAUUACAAAAAACAAAAAGGUUUCUUUUUAUGUGUCACCUAAUCUCUAAUCUUUCUUUCUUUCUUCCUUCCUUCCUUUUAUAAAACUGUCAGUUGUUUUUGUGAACAAACC